Molecule: messenger RNA, 1281 nt
Organism: Iphiclides podalirius (scarce swallowtail)
Lineage: Eukaryota; Metazoa; Arthropoda; Insecta; Lepidoptera; Papilionidae
Source: the annotation of a GenBank genome assembly
AUGUAUAUCAUCCCGGAGCAGCGGCGCGGACAAAGGAACGGGGCCGGUUGGGCGGGGCGCUCCGCCCCCGUUCUUGGCUCCGGGUAUCAACAAUGGGCGAAGCCAGGUACACAACAAUCUGUAUGCUACCAAGAGAAUACUGAUCGGCCUUCUGGCCACCACAGAUUGUAUCCGUGCCUCGCCGUCGCGUGGGGCGUCGCUAAACAAAAACACGUACACAAGCGGCGGGAGACGCGAUUGGCUGGCCGCGGACGGCCCCCGGGCGAGGGGCGCACGGCGCGCUCUACGCCGCACUGUGCGCCGCGACCUCCGCCCGGCAACAUGUGCAGCGGAGCAGAGGGCUCUUGGUCCCUGCCGAAAGAGACGCCGUCCGUCACCGCCGCCGCGCUCGACCACUACCGUCUGCAGCUCUACAACUACGCCGUAGCCGAGCGCCUGCGACUCUACCCGCCGGCGCCAUGCUACGCGCCCUACGCUCCCCGCCUCGCGCUCUCCAUGUCACUGCUGCAGCAGCGCGCGCUCCAACCGGAAGAGCCGAAGCCGCAACACAGCUACAUCGGGCUGAUAGCGAUGGCGAUUCUAAGUUCACCAGAGCGGAAACUCGUGCUGUCCGACAUCUAUCAGCACAUACUGGACAACUACCCGUACUUCCGCACCAGAGGCCCCGGCUGGCGCAACUCAAUCAGGCACAAUUUGUCCCUCAACGACUGUUUCGUGAAGGCCGGACGUUCGGCUAACGGGAAGGGCCACUACUGGGCCAUCCAUCCGGCGAAUGUGGAGGACUUCCGCAAGGGCGACUUCAGACGGCGCAAAGCGCAGAGAAAAGUGAGAAAGCACAUGGGGCUGGCUGUUGAUGACGACGGUGAGGAUUCUCCGUCUCCGCCGCCGCAGUCACCGCCACCGACGGCUAUACCGAUUCCGUUUUGGGGUGCCGGAAGGCUGCCGGGUGGUGGGCAAGCCCGGAAACGGCAGUUCGAUGUCGCGUCGCUCUUAGCGCCAGAUGACGCGCCGGAGAAGCGGCGACGGGACAGCAGCGGCGAGGAGGAACCGGAAGAGGACAUCGACGUGGUGGCCAGCGAUCAAGAGGAGAGGGUUGAAGAGGAGAGCCGCUCACUACUCGCACCGGCAGCGCAUUACCCGCUGCUGGGAGGUUGGUGGCCAGCUUUGGACCCAGCGCUCUUGCACCAGCUCCGUCGCCACGCUGUUCCACAUGCUCAGACCAUCACCACUUCGCCCCAAGGUUCCAUUAGUCCGGUCGACCAGCAACGUCCCCCCGACACU